AUGGAAGCAGUCAGAGAUCUCUGGUUGCGAUGGAAGAUGUUGAGGUUGCCGUGGCGGAAGAAGUUCCUGAUAGGUCAAGAUCUCCAGGGAAACACUUUCUGGGAAUUCAAAGACACCCUCAACCCUGGUCGAUGGCGGCGUAUAGUGAACACCAACCGCCGAACCCAUUUCUCUGAUGUUCAAAUCUCUCCUCAAUGGCAUCAGUGGCUGCGACAAACCCGCGCAGAUGCCCCGAGUCUACAGGAGCAGGCGGCAGACAUCCAGAGACAAACCUUGUUGAAGCAUAAUGCUCAGCUUGCUGACAAGAGAUGGGCGGAAAAACCAAGAUACAUCGAAACUCCCAACUCUGCCGCCACAAUUCCCUUGCGUGCUGCCCCGGAGAUAGACAGAGCCAGCGCAGAAUUCAUGCCAGGCCAACCUCCUCAGUUACAGAAGACCAGAACUGCCGCUGAGACCGCGGUACAUCCGCCAGAAGCUGACUCUCUCAAGAACACACAAGAGACCGGAGCCAACCCGGGGGCCAACUGGCAGCCCCAACCAUGGUUGCCUGGAUCUGCGAAACGAUGA
Messenger RNA from Capronia epimyces CBS 606.96, 567 nucleotides. RefSeq lists its product as uncharacterized. The transcript has 2 exons. Gene Ontology annotation, cellular component: membrane. Bases 1 to 567 code for a protein of 188 amino acids. NCBI's taxonomy places the organism in Eukaryota, Fungi, Ascomycota, Eurotiomycetes, Chaetothyriales, Herpotrichiellaceae. Gene Ontology annotation, biological process: mitochondrial respiratory chain complex I assembly. The record is from RefSeq and is a predicted model, not a curated record.